GAUCGUUCAUUACGAGCAAAAAAUACAAGGGAAAAAAAGCAAGAGAGAGAAAAAAAUUAAAAUUAAAAUUAAAAAGGGCAGGUAAAAACAAUUAAAACUGUGCCCUAGGUUUUAUUUCUUCUCUCAAGAAACCCUAGCUUCGAUCUUUUUCCUUCCUUUUUCCGCUCAAUCUUGUUGCUUUCUAGGGUUUUUCUGAGGUUUUCAUGUCGUGAAUCCGCGGGCGAAGUCGAAUCUCUCGAGAAUCUUUCGAGAAAUGGCGGAAGGAGUGAAGGGAACGGAGGCCAAGUUCGUCGAGCUUGGAAAAGAGCUCGCUUCGCCGCCUUCUUCUGCUGAGGAGCUCUAUUCGCUUCUUGAUAAAAUUGAUGGUCAGUUGUCGACUGUGGAACAAUCCCCGUCCCCAUCGAUGUUGGAAGCACUUCAGCCUCUAAUGAAGGCACUAACUAUGAAUGAUGUAUUGGGACACUCAGAUAUGGAUGUGAAAGUUGCUGUGGCAUCAUGUAUUAGUGAAAUUACAAGAAUAACAGCACCUGAGGCUCCAUAUGAUGAUGACAUUAUGAAGGAGAUUUUUCAAAUGAUUGUCGCAGCUUUUGAAGGACUGGAUGACAUAACUAGCCGUGCUUUUCAAAAAAGAAUUUCAAUACUCGAAACUGUUGCCAAGGUCCGUUCAUGUGUUGUGAUGCUGGAUCUUGAAUGUGAUGCUUUGAUUCAUCAGAUGUUUAAUUAUUUCCGGAAGACUAUACGGGAGAACCAUUCCGAAAAUGUUUUCUCUUCUAUGGAGACUAUUAUGUCACUUGUUAUAGAGGAGAGUGAAGAUAUCUCCACUGAUCUUCUCUCUCCUCUCCUCGAAGUUUUGAAAAAUGAUAACAAGGAUGCUCUUCCCAUUGCACAAAAGUUAGCAAAGAAAGUUAUCAGCAAUUGUGCCCCUAAGAUAAGACCUUACUUAAUGGAGUUGAUUCAAUCCAAAGGUGCCCCUUUGAGCGAAUACAAUGAAGUUGUUGCCUCCAUAUGUCAGGAGGAUCAUAAAGAAACACAUGCAAGUGCUGAAAUUCUGGCAGAUGACAGCAAGAUAUCUGAAAGGACCAUUUCUGAUGAACUGCCUCAGGUUUCUGCAAAGAUGGAGCAAGAAGUGGGUUGCCCCGAAAAAGUUGUUUCUGCUGCAGAUGUUUCAACAGUAGAGGCAACAAGCAAUGGUACUGUUCAAUUGGAAAAUAAUGACACCAUGGAAGAGCCGUCUUCUCCGAAACAAAUGUCUGAACAGUCACGUCGAAAUGGGCAGUUGCAAAAUGCUCCUUCCAGCCAGGCUAUUGAUGAUAACUCAGAAGCGGUCUCUGUAAAGUCAGAUGGUAUAACUGAUGUAAAGAAAGCAAGAGGCCGCAAAGCUAACACGUCAGUGCAGUCAACAGACACUACAGGUGACUCUCGUACUGACAGUGACAAAGAUGCAUCAAUUAUGACCAAUAGAAGAAAGGGUCGUGCUAAGGAAGCAAAUAGUUCAAAAGUUGAUAAGGCAUCUGGCAUGGAAGUUGAACCUGCAGGUUUUGUGGAACCUGAGAAGAAGAAUGAAGAGAACAUAUCUGUUGCUCCCCCAGCCUCUGUUGAGAAUCCUACAAAUUCUGCAAGAAACAAAGGAAGGCGACCACCUGGGUCAAAGGCAAGUGCGAAGAGCACUGAUGUUGAUGCAGUAGCGCAGCCACCUGCUACUGCAUCUGCACAGAAAGAUCAUUCAGGAAGCGGUGAGACCCAUGAUGAAGCGAUCAAAGAGAAUAAUACUGAGAAGCAACGUGAAGAUGCUGAUGAUGGUGAAGAACCUGCAAAUGUGACAAGUGAUACAGAAGUAAAACCAAGAAGUAGAGGAAAGAAGGGGCGACCAAAGAAGGAGGCUGCUGAGAGAGAAACUUCAGGAAGGAAACGGAAGUCACAUAUGAAGCAGCAAAAGGAACAAGACGCAGCAGGGAAAGAUAUAGAUGGAGAACAAACUUUGAAGGACAUGGAUUCUUCACUGAGGUCUACUUCAAAGGCACCUAGUGUAGAUCAAACCGAUUUGGAUGAUAGUGUUAAGCCAAUGUCUAGAAGGAAGCACCCUCUGAAGACAGAAAAUAUAUCUCAUACUCCUGAUAACAAAAAGAAACUGGAUGCAAGCCUUGUUGGUUCCAAGAUCAAAGUGUGGUGGCCGGAUGAUAAGGAGUUUUAUGGAGGCGUUGUCGAUUCAUAUGAUCCUGAUACAAAGAAACAUACGGUUGCCUAUGAAGAUGGUGACAUCGAAGUAUUGCUGCUGAUGGAUGAGCGCUGGGAAUACAUGGAAAGUGACUCAAGAAAAGAUGGAAAACGGAAAGCCGAAGGGAAUGCAGAAAUUUCUCAGAGCAAGAAGGUGAAAGGCAGUUUGAGUACAACAUCAAAACAAUCCAAAUCGCAAGCGCAAUCUAAAAGUGGCAAGGAUUCAGGCAGCAAAGAUGUUUCAAGACCUAGAGGUAGACCGCGAAACGGAGCUUCCAAUCCUGGAAAAUUAUCCUUAGAUGAUACUCCUGGUACCUCAAAGAAAUCAAGAGGGAAACCUGCUAGUGAUGAUAAAACUAGGACACCCAGAUCUAGUGGAAAACUCAAGGAUGUUUCUGACCAUGAGGCUGGGAUUGAAACACCCAAGGCUAGCAGUAAGCGAGAGGACCAUGGUAACAAGUCCAAGGAAAUGACUUCCAAGGGUCAAGGAAAGGGUAAAGAUGAGCUCCCGAAAUCCGCUAGAAGAUCUAAAAAUAAAACACUGAAAGCUAACUCAAAAGGCAGCAGCAAAUCAGGAGAUGAUUCUACCCCCAAAACAGCCACUAGAUCUGAGGUUAAUGAAGUAAGCAAGAAUCAGUCAUCCAGAACUAGGACCCCGAAGACUAGUGAUUCCAAAGUAAAUGGAAGCAUCUCUAAUAAAGGUAAAGCAAAAGUUGGGGAAAGUGGGAGUACUCCUCUUGUAUCUGAUGGUGAGGCUUCCAAAGGUGCAAAGAAGCGAAAGAGGAAAGGCCGCAAGUGAUGUUUCACAUUUUGGGUAUAGUCUCCUUUUUCUUGCUGGAAACUAUGUAAAAACUGCUCCGCAGUUUUAUUCGUAGUUCCUGCUGUAUUUUGCAAUCUUGGCAGUGUUUACUUAAACUUCUGCCAAUGGUAUAGUAACAAAGGGUUUGUAAUGUUUUGUACUACUUGAUUGUGUUGGUACCAUGACGAGGAAACCCGGAAAUUGACCCCUGACUGUAAUCUGGAACCCUGGUUUAGAUUGUUGUGUAGCCUAGCUAAAUCCUGAUAUCUUAUUUAUAUAUAGUUUCAUUGUGGCGGGGUGGUGUGUUGUCUUUGAGAAGAGUAGGACGAUUAAUUGUUAUAUGCGUAAUGUAAUUUUCAGGUUGUACA
Molecule: messenger RNA, 3381 nt
Organism: Asparagus officinalis (garden asparagus)
Lineage: Eukaryota; Viridiplantae; Streptophyta; Magnoliopsida; Asparagales; Asparagaceae
Product: claspin
Exons: 14
Coding region: 254-3013 (919 amino acids)
Biological process (GO): DNA repair; mitotic sister chromatid cohesion
Cellular component (GO): nucleus; chromatin
Source: RefSeq, a predicted model, not a curated record